UCUAUUCGUUUUGGUUUUUUUUUAAAGAUUCGACUUCUUUGGGCAUCGUGAAUCCAACCCAUUUUGCUUUGCUGACAUAACUACAGGAUUUACAAAUUUUUCGCUAAAACAUGUCAGAAAGAGGAGGUCGCGGUCAUUAUCACAGCGGAGGACGAGGUGGCGAACGAGGAGGUCGCGGUGGACGUGGAGGAAGUCGUGGCGGUCGCGGCAAUUACUACAACAAUCAACAACAAGAGAAACCAAAGAAAGAAUCUAUUUUGGACUUGAGUAAAUACAUGGAGAAGAAGAUCCGCGUACGAUUCAAUGGCGGUCGAGAAGUUGUGGGUAAACUAAUGGGAUAUGAUCAACUGUUGAACCUGGUAUUGGACGACACAAUCGAAUAUCUUAAAGAUCUGGAAACUGGAUAUGUUACAAGCCAAACACGAGAGUUAGGAUUAGCGGUAUUGCGUGGCACUGCUGUCAUUUUGAUCUCACCUUUUGAUGGCAUGGAAGAAAUCGAGAACCCUUUCGCACAGUAGACCCCCCCAAAAAAAGUUUUUCACUCAACCCAUAAAACAAGAACAACACAAUUGUAUAAAAACGCAAUGAAAAAAGAAGAAAGAAA
This is a messenger RNA of Radiomyces spectabilis, 604 nucleotides long. RefSeq lists its product as uncharacterized. Gene Ontology annotation, biological process: mRNA splicing, via spliceosome; nuclear-transcribed mRNA catabolic process. The transcript has 4 exons. The record is from RefSeq and is a predicted model, not a curated record. Gene Ontology annotation, molecular function: RNA binding. The coding region runs from base 111 to 518 and encodes 135 amino acids. Lineage: Eukaryota; Fungi; Mucoromycota; Mucoromycetes; Mucorales; Radiomycetaceae. Gene Ontology annotation, cellular component: U6 snRNP; Lsm1-7-Pat1 complex; U12-type spliceosomal complex.